Esox lucius (northern pike) is the source of this 2290-nucleotide messenger RNA. RefSeq names its product 2-oxoglutarate and iron-dependent oxygenase domain containing 1 (gene ogfod1). Bases 366 to 1925 code for a protein of 519 amino acids. Gene Ontology annotation, molecular function: L-ascorbic acid binding; iron ion binding; peptidyl-proline dioxygenase activity. The record is from RefSeq and is a predicted model, not a curated record. Lineage: Eukaryota; Metazoa; Chordata; Actinopteri; Esociformes; Esocidae. The transcript has 13 exons. Gene Ontology annotation, biological process: peptidyl-proline hydroxylation; regulation of translational termination. Gene Ontology annotation, cellular component: cytoplasm.
UUUUCUGUUCAUCUACGGCCAACUUUGAACGGGAACGUGUAAGAGUAUUUUAAUAACUUUCUGUCUAGUUAUCUAGCUGGCGCGGAGUUCAGUGAGAGUAUGACGUCACUUUGACAUGGGCUGUGUCCCUUCUAGCCAUGAAUCUUUUAAAUACCCAUGACCAAGUUUUGCCUACAUGACAACAACGUUUAGUCUGCAUGAGUAUAUACUAACAGCACAGAUGCACACGGUCAUCCUUAUUAUUUCGAUUAUUAUUUACAUUUCAUGCAGCCUUCAUGUCGGUCAUGAGGAUCCUAUAACCCGGACCCAAUGUUCUGCUGUACUUUUAUGACGCAUUUUAAGCGCGACUCCUUAAUUCUGUUGAAAUGAGUUGUAAACGGCAGCUAGGUGAUAGUGAGAAUGUAAAGAAAAUAAAAAAGAGAAACAAGCGUGAAGAGAUAGCAAAGCUUUCUCCACUAAUCGAAGACGAAGAUGUGAAGAGGGGCGUGAAGGAAGCAUGGUCGCAGCAAGCGUCGUACUCUCACGGGGGUCUGGAGCUGAACUGCUACCCCUUUCCUCACUGCAUCAUCAGGAACUUCAUCCAGAGUGAUAGUUUUACAGAGAACCUUAAGAGAGAGCUUCUAGAACUUAACUUCCAUGAGAAAUCCAAUGAUCUGUACAAAUUUAAACAGUCAGAUGACCUAAAAAAGAGAAAAGAGACUCACAUCACAGGGUUGAGGGCAGCGAUAUUUGGGCAGUUCCGAACCUGGAUGGGGGAAGUGUUGGGGGUAGACCUGGAGCCCACAGUGGACAUUUCCUGUGCCAAGUACCAAUAUACCGAUGUUCUGUUGUGUCAUGAUGAUGAGUUGGAGGGGAGGCGUGUUGCUUUCAUUCUCUACCUUGUCCCUUCAUGGGAGAUCAGUGAUGGAGGAACCCUGGAUCUCUUCAGCACAGAUGGCAACUUUCAGCCCGAUAAUGUGGUGAAGUCUCUGGUGCCCAGCUGGAACACUCUGGUUCUCUUUGAGGUUUCACCAACCUCCUUCCACCAGGUUGCAGAGGUGUUGUCAGAGGAUAAGUGUCGCCUCUCACUGAGUGGAUGGUUUCAUGGACCGUCUUUGGAGCGGCCCCCUCGUCACAUUGAGCCCCCAUUACUAAGGAGUCCCCACCUUCCAAGAGAUGAGACACUGUUGCUAGAGUGGCUGAAUCCACUGUAUCUGGAUGCCGAAUACCAAGCACAAGUACAGGAAGAAUUUGAGGAUAGCUCUGAGAUCCAGCUCAAGAAUUUCCUCAAAGAAGAGAAGUUUAAAGAGCUGAAUGAAGCACUGCGAUUGGCUGAGAACAAGUGGACCAAGUGUGGUCCUCCCAAUAAAAGGUGCUAUGAAACGGCUCUCCUAGAAUCCUCCCCUGAGUGUGUGAGUGCAUGCUGGGAGCUUCUGCGCUCAGAGGCGUUUUUCCUUCUUCUGUCCAACUUCACUGGCCUGAGGCUACACUACCUCAGCCCGAGCGAAGAAGACUGUGAGGAGGAGGUGGACGAGGCACAGGCGAGAGAAACCACAGGGUCACCUACGGAAAAAUUGGCUAGUAAAAAUACCAAAGUCCCAAGCACACCAGUGUGUGUUGGAGAACUGCGUCGCUGGACUCACGGGGGAUACACACUCCUUCAUGAUGGAGACGCAUCAAGAGCAGAGUAUGCCCUGGACCUGCUGUUGCCCCUGGGUUGUUCUGACUGGCAGCCUGAUUUUGGUGGCUUCACAUCUUAUGUGGCUAAUGAAGAGGAUGAGGAGCUCCUGACGGUGUAUCCAGAGGAGAACUCCCUGGCUCUUGUCUACAGGGACAAGGAGACUCUCAAAUUUGUCAAACAUAUAAAUCACAGAAGCUCCACCCUACCUAUUGGGGAUGCUUGUAUGCAAACAUUUUUUGACUUUUCAUUUGUGUAUUAUGAAUGAGUUGUGUUUUUGGAAUAUAGCAUCUCUGGGAGGGGUGGUCUAUCUUCAUGAAAGCCCUGUGAUGUAAUUUGUUAUACAUUGAAAUGAACAGGCAGGGACACUAUGUUACUAUGGUAACCUGCUUUUGGACAGCAGCCACAGAGACUCAGAUAAAGCUUGGGCGUGAUGACAGAAUUUCCAGAUUUUGUGGUAUCUUGUUUUUACUGUUAGUUUGUGUGUGUGCAAUUCAAUCUAUCUUACUAUUCAUGCUGUUACUGUAAAAAUGAAUCAGUCAGGGAAGUAAACUACUAGUAUUGGUUAUAAAACUUAACACUCACUUCACUGUUAAUUUGUUCACUUUUAAAUAAAACCGUAUAUCAAGUGAA